GUGGAAAGCACUCCAGCUGCCGCCACGAUGAAGGGAGCACUGCUUCUGCUGGCCCUGCUGGUGACCAGAGAGCUGACCUUUGAGACGCGUGAGGCCGAAGCCUGCCCUGUUUUUUAUGGAGUCCUUACCACUGUAUCCCUUGUAUUACCACCGCCAUUGUUGAACAACACCCUCGAUUUGGUUGGAGCUACUGAUGCAGAAAAAUUAGCACUACAAGAAACUCAAGAUUGCUUCGCUGAGAGCGGACUUGUGAACAGGUUGAAUCAUCUGAGAAUCACGCUUUCCAUCAUCUUCAGUAAAGAUUGCACCGGCUAUAAGGUGUCCUCAGUGGUGAACACUGCUUUAGGAUUAGGUCUCAGUCUGACAUCUUUGGUGACAUAAUCUUUGCCAAGGAUGCCAGCCUGCACUUGCACUUCCUGCCCUGUUCUCCUCAUCUGAAGCUGGAAUCCAGACACCUGUCCCACCUGAUGUGGUCUGUAUCAGUCUGACUCUAAUUAAAUAACUGCAGCAUUG
This is a messenger RNA of Cervus elaphus (red deer), 513 nucleotides long. RefSeq names its product major allergen I polypeptide chain 2-like. The coding region runs from base 28 to 381 and encodes 117 amino acids. The transcript has 4 exons. Lineage: Eukaryota; Metazoa; Chordata; Mammalia; Artiodactyla; Cervidae. The record is from RefSeq and is a predicted model, not a curated record.